UGGUGGUGGAUGUUGAAGCGUCGCUUAUAAAAGACUGUCGAAAGGCAAGCUGAUCAGUUCAGUGCUGGUGCAUUGAAAGAACUCGGUCGUGCAUUCAUGAACAUAUAGAAAUCAUGUCGACAGCCGAGCCAGAAAUAAUAACUGCAGCGGCUGCUGCAGCAGCCGCUGGACUAUCGGCAACUACGGUUUUCCUCUCUCUCUUGAUUCCUGCCCUGGUUCUGUACUAUAUCUACUUCAAACUUUCCCAUCGUCAUUUGUUUGAGUUGGGGGAUAAACUGCCAGGUCCUGAUGGCUUACCAUUAAUUGGAAACGCGCUAAUGUUCACAGGCAGCGCUGACACCGUUUUUCGCACCAUAUACAGGAAAUCCUUCGAAUUCGACCAAAUUAUCAGAUUAUGGCUCGGCCCGAAACUGAUGGUCUUCCUGAUGGAUCCGCGCGAUGUCGAGAUCAUUUUGUCUAGCCAGGUCUACAUCGACAAAUCCUCCGAAUACCGGUUGUUCGAGCCUUGGCUGGGCAAUGGACUCCUAAUUUCCACUGGUCCAAAAUGGCGCGCUCAUCGCAAACUAAUCGCGCCGACAUUCCACUUAAACGUAUUGAAGAGCUUCAUCGAUCUUUUCAAUGCCAAUUCUCGCGCCGUCGUGGAAAAAUUACGUAAAGAGGACGGUAAAGAAUUCGAUGUCCAUGACUACAUGUCCGAAUGCACGGUCGAGAUCCUUCUCGAGACCGCUAUGGGUGUUUCCAAGUCCACGCAAGACCGAAGCGGCUUGGAAUAUGCUAUGGCUGUAAUGAAGAUGAGUAACAUUCUACAUUUGCGUCACAUGAAAGUCUGGCUCAGACCUGACUUUUUGUUUAAUCUCACGAAAUACGGAAAGGACCAAAUUCAUUUAUUGGAGAUCAUCCAUGGGCUCACGAAGAAGAUCAUUGCGCGCAAGAAGCAAGAAUACAAGAGCGGCAAACGCAACGUCAUCGAUGUCUCUGCUCAAAAUGGCAGUGCUACUCAAAACGGCAAAGCUAUUCAAAAUGGCAAUGCCAAAAAUAAGGACGUUCCUGUGGAGGGACUUUCCUUUGGACAAUCGGCCAAUUUGAAAGACGAUCUUGAUGUGGAUGAUAAUGACAUCGGCGAGAAGAAGAGGCAAGCUUUCCUCGAUCUGCUGAUGGAAGCUGGUCAGAAUGGUUCUGUCCUCACAGACACUGAGGUCAAGGAACAAGUUGAUACUAUCAUGUUUGAAGGACACGACACGACUGCGGCUGCAUCCAGCUUCUUCUUAUCAGUGAUGGGUUGCCAUCCAGAAAUUCAAGAGAAGGUUAUCCAGGAACUUGACGACAUCUUUGGCGAUAGCGAUAGACCAGUGACAUUCCAGGACACAAUGGAAAUGAAAUACCUCGAACGGUGCCUCAUGGAGACUCUUCGAAUGUACCCACCCGUGCCGCUUAUCGCUCGUACAAUCAACACCGACUUAAAACUUGCAUCGGGAGAUUACACAAUCCCAGCCGGAUGCACAGUUGUGGUGACGACCUUCAAGAUGCACCGACAGCCACAUAUCUAUCCGAACCCGGAAGUUUUCGAUCCCGACAACUUCCUACCUGAGAAAACCGCCAAUCGACAUUACUACGCUUUCGUGCCGUUCUCCGCCGGGCCGCGUUCUUGCGUGGGUCGCAAAUAUGCUAUGCUAAAGCUGAAAAUCAUCCUGGCCACCGUCAUGAGGAAUUUCCGCGUCAAGUCAGAUAUCAAAGAGUCUGAUUUCCGACUCCAGGCCGAUAUCAUCCUUAAGCGAGCCGAGGGCUUUAAAAUCAGAAUGGAACCGAGAAAAUUGGUGGCCGCCACCGCUUAAACAGCGCUUUCAAAUUCCGUUUGCGUAGGAGUAGAGGUGAUAGAGAGUAGCGUAUCAUGGAGGAGAAGCGGACUUUGCACCUUUCGAAUUUCAAUCAAAGCGAAAAACGCAAAAAAAAAGACGCAUUAAAAAACCGCAUUUCGCUUGCGUGGAUUGCGUGCGCAGAUCACAUACACGUAUGUGAUGCACAUACUUGUAUGUUACUGAUCUGUGGUCGUUAACUAUUGUAUGACUUAUUGCUCUUGUGUUGAUAUUUAUCUCUUGCAAUAAAAUGCGGUGUACGCGCUGCGAAAUCUGAAA
This is a messenger RNA of Camponotus floridanus (Florida carpenter ant), 2132 nucleotides long. It is a transcript of the gene Cyp4g15, whose product is annotated as cytochrome P450 4g15. The transcript is spliced from 8 exons. Bases 114 to 1832 code for a protein of 572 amino acids. Gene Ontology annotation, molecular function: monooxygenase activity; oxidoreductase activity, acting on paired donors, with incorporation or reduction of molecular oxygen; heme binding. NCBI's taxonomy places the organism in Eukaryota, Metazoa, Arthropoda, Insecta, Hymenoptera, Formicidae. The record is from RefSeq and is a predicted model, not a curated record.